UCAUUUAGCUCCAAAUAAAUUGUUGUAUUUAGGCCAGAGCGGGGACCAGCCCAAGGACCAGCCCGGGGACCAGCCUGAGCUCGAACAUCAGGAGCAGCCUGGGGACCUGCCCAAGGACCAGCCUGGCAACCAGCAUGAGGACCAGCCCGGGGACCAGCCCAUGGAGCAGCCUGAGCUUCAGCAUGAGGAGCAGCCCGGGGACCACCCUGAAGACCAGCCUGGGGACCUGCCCAAGGACCAGCCUGGCAACCAGCAUGAGGACCAGCCCGGGGACCAGCCAAGGGUCCAGCCCGGGGAACAGCCUGAAGGCAAGCCUGGGGAGCUACCCAGGGACCAGCCUGGGGAUCAGCCUGUGGUCCAGCCCGAGGACGAGGCUGAAGAUCUGCCCGAAAACCAGCUUAGGGACCUGUCCGAGGACCAUGCUGAGGACCAGCCUGGGGACGUGCCCAAAGACGAGCCUGGGGACCUGCCUCAGGACCAGCCUGGGGACGUGCCCAAAGACAAGCCUGACGACCUGCGCGAGGACCAGCCUGGGGACCUUCCUCAAGAAAAGCACAUUGGAGACGCCCGUGUAAUUCGGAGCCUGAUGCCGAACAGCAAAGGCUGUGUAUAUAAAAGCAUCCUGGUAACCUGCCAGGACAGGACAACAGACGUGAUUGAAAAAAUAUUCACCAAAUAUGAUGUGGACCUCAUAGAAGUGGAUAACUUUGAACUUGUGCAGGUCAUCUCCGAGCACAAAGAGCUAGUCUUCCCACAGGGAGCUAAUGUGUUUUACGGGAUGAACAGCCAGUGCAGUACAGACCUCAUCCUGCGAAGAAAGCCCUGUUUAAUUUUCGGCCCAUGGCCCGAUGAGCACAAGAAGAGGAGGCGCCUACCCAGGCUCUUUCGAGGUGGCCGGAGCAGACGCAGACGCCUAGGUUUCUAAGGAAUCCGUGAAUCCCAUUGCCAGGCUGGGGGACACUGGGGCUGGGGGGUUGGGGUGCAGGCAUGGGAGGGAC
Messenger RNA from Alligator mississippiensis (American alligator), 998 nucleotides. Its product is annotated as protein TsetseEP-like. Bases 161 to 925 code for a protein of 254 amino acids. NCBI's taxonomy places the organism in Eukaryota, Metazoa, Chordata, Crocodylia, Alligatoridae. Gene Ontology annotation, biological process: signal transduction. The transcript has 4 exons. The record is from RefSeq and is a predicted model, not a curated record.